GUUAAACAUAACAUAACAAAAAACAAUUUAAAAAUAGUAAAUAGUAGAAGAUAAGUAGUAAAAGUAGUAAACAGAAACAAGUUAAACAAGCAACAAGACAAGAACGAGUAUACAGGCACUAUCCUGUAAAAGACCAGUUGUAUAAAGUAGAAAAAUAAUGGAAAGAAAAACAUAAAUAAAACAAUUCCAUUUUCGAGGUCAAAAUGUCUAUCUGUCCAGGUUGGUACUGUGGCCGAACUUUUUUGCCAGACACAGGAGAAUUAAGUGAAUGUGGUUCUUGUCCUAGAGGCUUACGCAGAAAUGAUACCACUUUUAUAUGUGAGCCUUGCUUGGAAACACCGCAACUUUAUGAUUGGCUCUAUUUAGGUUUUAUGGUUUUACUGGCGCUAAUCUUGCAUUGGUUUUUCAUCGAUAUGGUAUCAAUGAGGAGAAGUUUUAGUAAAAAUGUUCUAACUCUACACAUAACAGCUUUCUUUGAGGUAGUUGCUUCAUGUGUAUUAGCUUUGCUCUCAGUUAAUCCAAUUGGGAAAUUUACAAUUCACAGUUGCGAAUCACAUUCAUUGUCAGAUUGGUACACUUUACUUCACAAUCCUAGACCUAAUUAUGAGGAACAAAUUUAUUGUACCCAAGAAGCUGUAUAUCCUUUGUAUACCAUAGUUUUUCUGUUUUACAUUUUAACAUUGAUUUUAAUGCUGUUGGUAAGGCCGUGGGUUUGCAGGAAAUUUUUACCAAGGCAAGGUAAAAUGGCCAUUUACGCUGCACUGUAUUUUAUACCUAUUUUGAUAUUGACCCAUGCUAUUGUUGGAGGAUUAAUUUAUUAUUCUUUUCCUUACCUUACUAUUGUUAUUUCGGUCAUAUCAUGUGCUGCCCAUUUUGCGGUGAGAAUGGACCAAUCUAUAUCGGCCUUAAUUCGUACUACUCUAACUCAACCAAGGAAUAUUGUUAUAGUUUUGGGACAUUGGUGUUUGCAUGCUUAUGGGAUAAUUUCCCUCACUCAACUUGCUGAUCCAUUGAUGCACAGUUUAUUACUGAGUUUGGUUCCUUUGCCGGCAGUUUUUUACAUUUUGACUGCCAGGUUUACAGAUCCGAACUUUUACUUAUAGCACCCGCCCAUAUUUCAAUCUACAAGAAUACGUGAUGAAACUGGCAACUAUGUAUUGACAUACACCUUUGGAAAUAAUAGAACUGACAAUGGUGGCAAUGUUAGUCCAGAUAAGGAUAGGGCUAAGGCAAGAAGUAGAUCUCGAGAAUUAAGGGAAGGUCAAUAUGGUCCCUUGAGAGCUUUGGAAAAUAAUUAUUUUGAUUAACUCAUAUUGAGAAUUUGAUUUCUACAUAAGUUGGAUUUUAUGUAUGUGCAAUAUUGAAUAUCAUGAAAUAUAUUAUUAGUAGGUAUAA
This is a messenger RNA of Ceutorhynchus assimilis (cabbage seed weevil), 1395 nucleotides long. The record is from the annotation of a GenBank genome assembly. Lineage: Eukaryota; Metazoa; Arthropoda; Insecta; Coleoptera; Curculionidae.